CUUCAUCCCAGCAGCUGCGUAGUUGACCAAACCCUCAAGUGCUCGUUUCUCUCCUACCGUUUCAUCAUAUAAAACUUACCUUUCGCCCAUAGCUGCUGGCGGCUAGACACAAUCGUCGAAGGCCGAUUAGAAUAACUGAAAAUAAAGAAAGAAGCGAAGAAGAGCAAAUCUUUUAUACGAGCCUUCUCAUUUUGUUACUAUCAUUAUUAUUAUUAUUUAUCAUAUUAUCAUUGCUUUUGCUAGCACUAUUCACUCAUUAAAGAGCCUAGCUCAUCUCGUCAAUAUCGCAGAGAUCGUAGUCACUUCAAAAAUAUACAGGAAUUUGAUACUUCAAUUCUGGAAGAAAAUCAGGCCCAUCAGGUCUUUAAAGCAAUACAAUCACAAGAUCAUCAUAAGAUUGCCUGAAUCACCACAUUUCAUUCCCUCGAGCCAUCUUUUAUUUAUUUAGCCCACCUUAUCAGCCUCCCUACCACGACCACGACCACGACAACAACACAACCCACUCACCUCCCACAUCCCACAUCCCCCCCAAUGGAGAACCAGACGCAAAACCAGCAUCCCCCGGCCCUCGGGCACCGCCGCGCAGCCCAAAACGCCGCCUUCCGGGAGAAACUGCGGCAGAUGGCCCUGCCCCUAGCCCCCCUAGUCCAGCUGACCACCGGCGAGAUCCACCAGUCGUUCCCGCACACGCUGCUCAACUUCUGGCUGCUGACGGACGCGGAGCUCGAAGAGCUGGCGCACUUCUACCACCAGCGCACGCCCUGCCAGUGGACCUUCCACUACCCGUGCCCCAUCGUCUGGGCCUCGGACAUGCCGCUGGAGGAGAAGCGGCGGCGCAUCGGCCGGUUCAUCGGGCUGCGGGGGUGCGAGACGCCGACCGUGGCAGCGGCAGCGGCCCCGGCUACUAGGAGCUUAAGCGAGGAGGAGAUUCUCGAUCAGGCCCGGCAGGCUAGGUUGUUUUCGGAUGAGGAGGAGGCGUGGAGGAGGAAGUUUGGGUGGUAUAAUUAAAUUAAAUUAAAUUAAUUGGCUGCUUGGGCGGUUAGUUACCUAGGAACAGCAACUCUAGGGAGAGAAAAAGAAAAAGAAAAAGAAAAGGGGGAAGAGAGAAGAGAGAGAGAGAGAUACGCACAUGUAAUAGGGGAGGUGGUUAUAUUCUAUUCUUUACGAUCCCUGAACUUAAAUAUUUAUUUAAUAUGAGCACUUGCAGAAA
Messenger RNA from Daldinia vernicosa, 1210 nucleotides. RefSeq lists its product as uncharacterized. The record is from RefSeq and is a predicted model, not a curated record. The transcript has a single exon. Bases 532 to 1008 code for a protein of 158 amino acids. Lineage: Eukaryota; Fungi; Ascomycota; Sordariomycetes; Xylariales; Hypoxylaceae.